AAAAUUAAGCGUUAAUUAUCGAUUAGUUUAAUUUUUUGACGUCAUCGAGGUGCGAUUAAACACAAAAUUAAAAUUUAAUUUUUUGUUAAAUUAAUUCGCUAUUAACGACAUUAAUCACACGAUUAAACAUCAUAUCGGUUUACAAAAGCGAAAUUACGCUUAAUUAAAAUGUUAAUCACACGAUUAACUUAAUCGAAGUAGCGACUUCAAUUAACUCGCUAAUUCGCCCGCUUUGACGCUUCGCGUAUUUGUGACGAGUGAGCAAAAUUGGUGAAAAUAAAGAAAAUCCAACGAUUAUUACAAACUUUCGGGAUGUUUGAUUUAUCGGAUAUAUCGUCCUCAUCUUCAUCAUCGGACGAAGAAAACAUUGUUCAAAGGAUUCCGCGGAGGAGAAGAGCUUUAAAGGAUAGAACAAAUCCAUUUGAACUAUAUGACGAACAGGAAUUUAAAAUGCGAUUUCGGUUCAACAAAGAAACAAUUCUGUGGCUGCGUGAUAUUCUUGGUGCGGAAUUAGAACCUACCUGCAAUCGGCGAAAAUCGAUUUCUGCCUUAAACCAGGUAUUGUUAACGAUGCGAUUUUUGGCAACAGGGGCCUUUCAACAAUUAGUGGGCGAUACGUUUGGUGUGCAUAAGUCAACGGCCUGCAUUAUAAUUCAAAGAGUUGUGCGAAAAAUUGCAGCGUUAAAACCACAAUACAUCAAGAUGCCAACACAAGCGGAAUUACAAAAUGUAAAACUGGGAUUCUAUAGAUUACGUAGAAUGCCCAAUGUGAUUGGCGCAAUUGACUGCAGUCACAUACGGAUUGAAUCUCCAGGUGGACUCGAAGCCGAAGUUUUUAGAAAUAGAAAAAAUUACUUUUCUAUUAAUAUUCAAGCCGUAUGUGACGCUAACAUCAAAAUUUUAAACAUUGUGGCAAGAUGGCCAGGUAGCGUCCACGACAGCACCAUCUUCAACGAUUCCGCUUUAUGUGCUGAUCUCGAAAAUAGCCGCUAUGGCGAUGGAUUUUUAUUGGGUGAUAGUGGAUAUGCCUGCCGCUCAUUUAUUUUAACUCCACUAAUUCGUCCACAAACAGCACCAGAGACAGCAUACAACAACUGCCACAAAGCUACAAGGAACCCCAUAGAAAGAUGUUUUGGCGUCCUUAAGAAACGAUUUCCUUGCCUCUCUAUUGGUUUGCGGACAAAGAUGGAGACAACACUGACAACUAUCGUCGCUUGUUGUGUUCUCCACAAUCUAGCAAUUAUUGCUAAUGACGAGGAACCUCCAAGAGACCCAGAGAUUGUCCUACCACCGGAGGUUAAUGAAAUACACGUACAAAACAAUGUUCGAAUUUUUAAUAAUGAAAAUUCAGCAGUUCGAACAUCUUUAAUUCGAACGCAUUUUGGAUAAAAACAAAUUUGAACAAAAAAACAAAACAAAAAAGUCGUUCCACUAUUACAUAUUUAAUAAAAUUUUGUGUUAUAUUGAAUUAAAGUCUGCCAUUUCUAUUGAAACACAACUUACUGAUCGUAAA
Messenger RNA from Zophobas morio, 1513 nucleotides. Its product is annotated as putative nuclease HARBI1. The transcript has 2 exons. The record is from RefSeq and is a predicted model, not a curated record. The coding region runs from base 313 to 1389 and encodes 358 amino acids. Lineage: Eukaryota; Metazoa; Arthropoda; Insecta; Coleoptera; Tenebrionidae.